Molecule: messenger RNA, 837 nt
Organism: Medioppia subpectinata
Lineage: Eukaryota; Metazoa; Arthropoda; Arachnida; Sarcoptiformes; Oppiidae
Source: the annotation of a GenBank genome assembly
AUGUACCAACCGCACGGGACUAUUGCGCCCAGGAUUUGGUCUCACAGUCAAGUCAAGUGCUUUGAACGCGAUCUCUGCGAACUGCCCUGUGUUGCUCAGUCCUGGCCGCCCCCUAAAUACAGAUGGUAUAAAGAGGACGAGUCCUCGCUGUCGGGUGUAGUGAUGGGGACACAUGUGCAGCAAUUUGACGGCACUCUAAUGAUAAGCGAGGUCUGGCCGUCAGACGCCGGCAAAUGGGUUUGUGUGGCGAACAACACAUUAGGCGAAGAGAAAGUGAUAAUAAAACUGGUGGUCAUCUCAACGAUUGGCGUACAUCUGGAGCCGCAGAGGCUGGUGGUCGACGUGGGAAAGUCGGCCACAUUUAAUUGCACAGUAAGGGGCGGACCAAUCAAUUUGCCACUGGUUUGGCUCAAGGAUGGCAUCCUUUUAAUAACCGAUCCGUUUAGUGGUGGCGUUGGACUCAAUUUGGACGAUAGGAUCCGAUUGAUUGACUCAAACGUCUUAUAUAUACGUUCUGUUAUUAGGGAAGACUCCGGUUCGUAUCAAUGUUUGGCGGAAUCGGAGUACGACUCGAGUCAGGCGACGGCUGAACUCAAAUUGGGAGACAUCGCGCCCGUCAUUGUCGACACAUUCAAAGACAUUAUCGUUGAGUCGAGCACUUCAUUGUCGCUCCGGUGCUCGGCGUCGGCCACACCGUUGCCGCAGAUCAAGUGGUACUUAGAUGACUGGCCCGUCCCUAGCUUUGCGCGUUUCCGGGCCGGCGAUUACGUGACGCCUGACGCCAAAGUUGUCAGUUAUGUUAACAUCUCAUCCACUCGUGUAGUCGAUGGAGGAGAA